Molecule: messenger RNA, 1949 nt
Organism: Hypomesus transpacificus
Lineage: Eukaryota; Metazoa; Chordata; Actinopteri; Osmeriformes; Osmeridae
Gene: fuca2
Product: alpha-L-fucosidase 2
Exons: 7
Coding region: 138-1499 (453 amino acids)
Biological process (GO): fucose metabolic process; glycoside catabolic process
Cellular component (GO): lysosome
Molecular function (GO): alpha-L-fucosidase activity
Source: RefSeq, a predicted model, not a curated record
CGUUUCCUGGUUUGUUGUACCAAGGUGCAGCGUAAAUAUUAUACUCAAGGCGACUAAUCAUGUGAGAACAGUCGUCAUAUAGCUCUCUAUAAAAACUUGUGACUCGUGCUUGUACUGGAUUAGAUUUUGCUCACGGAAUGGCGCUCUCUAAUCUUGCUGCGGUCGCCUUCCUGUUGGUGGUCGGCCUGUGUAAAUGCGACUACAAACCUACCUGGGAAUCAAUCGACUCUCGACCGUUACCAGAAUGGUAUGACCAGGCCAAGUUCGGCAUCUUCAUACACUGGGGUGUAUUUUCGGUACCCAGUUUCGGUAGUGAGUGGUUCUGGUAUUAUUUACAGAAACAGAAACUGCAGCCUUAUGUAGACUUCAUGAAGAAGAAUUAUCCUCCAGACUUCCAGUACCAAGACUUUGCCCCCCAAUUCACCGCCGAAUUCUUCGAUCCCAAAGAGUGGACUGAUAUAUUUGCCUCGUCAGGGGCCAAAUACAUUGUCCUCACCACUAAACACCAUGAAGGUUUCACACUAUGGGGCUCCAAGUACUCGUGGAACUGGAAUGCCAUGGACGUGGGGCCCAAGCGGGACUUGGUGGGGGACAUGGCAGCUGCUCUCCGGGCCAACAGUGACCUGCGCCUGGGGCUGUACCACUCUUUGUUUGAGUGGUUCAACCCACUGUGGCAGCAGGAUGCCGCUAACGUGUUCUCCACAAACGUCUUCCCCACUUCCAAAACCCUGCCUGAGCUCUAUGAGAUAGUGACCAAGUACAAGCCUGAGGUGCUGUGGUCUGAUGGGGACGGAGACGCACCUGAUAAGUACUGGAACAGCACUGGGUUCCUCGCCUGGCUGUACAACGAAAGCCCAGUGAAGGAGACGGUGGUGACCAACGACCGCUGGGGCUUCGGCUCCAUCUGUAAGCACGGCGGCUACUACACCUGCACUGACCGCUACCAGCCAGGCCACUUACUCAAACACAAGUGGGAGAACUGCAUGACCAUAGACACCAAGUCCUGGGGCUACAGGCGAAACGCCCCUCUCCAAGAUUACCUCAAGAUUGAGCAACUUGUGCAAACCCUGGUGGAGACCGUGUCAUGUGGAGGGAACCUGCUGAUGAACGUGGGACCCACUCACGACGGUAGGAUUGCCCCGAUCUUCGAGGAGCGGCUCCGGCAGAUGGGCCAGUGGCUGAAGGUCAACGGGGAGGCCAUUUACAACACCUCAGCUUGGAGGGCCCAGAAGGACAACACUACUGCCGGAGUUUGGUACACAAGUAAACCAAAGGAGAAGGCCAUCUAUGCCAUAUUUUUCGAGUGGCCCGUUGAUGGAAAGUUGUUUCUGAAAGAGCCUGUUGUGACAGGGCAGACUGAGGUGGUGCUUCUUGGUCAAAAGCCAUUAAAAUGGGAGCCUUCGAAGCCUAGUGGGAUGACUGUGUUCCUGCCCCAGCUGUCCUACAGUGAGAUGCCAUGCCAGUGGGCCUGGACACUGAGACUGACAGCUGCCACGUAGAGGAGGAAGAGGUGGGACUGGAAUAGGAGGAAGGGAUAGCAGGAGAAAACAAGGGAAGUCAUUGCUUGCACUGCCUGUACUAAGGCUUAAAUAAAAUAAGGGUUUUAAUCUGAAUUCGGUGCCAACUGAUGCAUUAUGGAACUCAGGGUAUAGAGAUCAAUUAUUACUUUCAUUUAACAGAUCAAAUCUGUGUCCAGUUUUGGUGACUGCUCUUCACAUUCCCUGCCCUUUUGAGGUAUCUGGAAAAUACAUUUAGAUUUCAAAUGCAGAGCACAUGUACUUUAUGGAGGAAAAUGGGUUUAUUGUAGAAUUAUCAGUGGUUUUUAAAUCUUUGUUAUAGAGAAUUGUGCACUUUUUCUACGAUUGAUUUUACAUUUUGUAUGGGGGAAGUAUAAAUAUUUCAUCAAUUCCACUGUCACUUGAAAAUUGAAUAAAUAUUGUUUCUUUGAA